Messenger RNA from Coregonus sp. 'balchen', 14288 nucleotides. The record is from the annotation of a GenBank genome assembly. Lineage: Eukaryota; Metazoa; Chordata; Actinopteri; Salmoniformes; Salmonidae.
CCAGGAAAUUGCAGUAUGUACACAAUGGACCUUCGAGGAAGUUAGUAAGAGCAUAUUAUUUUUUGUUGUUGUUGAAAAUAUAUCUUGAACGACAUUUUAAAUUGAUAUAAAUUUAGCUUGUUCUGUAACCUUUACAUUUCAGCAAACGAAUUUGCGUAAUUUACUGUUUGUUUGUUUUCUCCUAAAUACUGACCACUAGAUAGUUGAGCUAUAUGUAACGGUAGCUAGCUUCCAUCUGCCCAAUUCCUAUCUAUAGCUCACUGUGUUUUAAUAGAGUUACCUAGCUAAUGGUGUUCUCGGUUUGACUAACACGUUAGAAUUGCAAACUAAGUCAGCCAGUCCCAGCAUAUUUAGCUAGCUAACUAGUGUGUUUGAUGGCACUGAUACUGCUUUUGUCCGUUGGAGGAAGAGGAAGAUGACAGAGUAGGUGAAUGACGCGCUGACUGAGCCACCAGACCACAGCGGGAACUGCGACUGACUGACGGACAGCGAGGCAGACAAAGAAGAGGAAGAAUGCCGAGGAGAAAACAGUCGAACCCACAGCCCGUGAAACGUAAGUAAAGUGUAAUAGCCUAGCUAGCUACUAGCCAUGCUAUCGACUGGGCAGUGAAGGAGUUACAUCUUUCAAUGUCAGAGAUAUUUUGCUACGUGUACGUACUACAGGAGUGAUCCCUAGCUCAUGGAUGGUAACUAGAUUAACUGUAACCUUAAUCAAUCAAAUCCAUCUUUGUACUGAUUUGAAGUCUUGGGUUUGGAUAGUUACAUUAUCUUUAUUUAUAUAUAACUUUGAUACAGGAUUAGGUCAUUUAGUAACCGAGUUGAGGUGUACACAGUUGCUAAACCCCCGCCAGCUUACACAACUGAACACACUUUUUAUUUUCUCGAUCUCCUUUGUGUGUCAUGCAUGUGUGCAUGUUAUAUUUUGGGGUUUAGGGGGUGUUUUUCAUCCCCCCUCAACCCCUCAGGAAUUUUGUUUAUCUAACCGGGACGUCCUUCCCUUUUUCCCCCCACUUCCGGGGGGCCCCCUCCGACAGGCCCCACCCCUGCCCGACCUCCCCCCCCCCCCCCCACUCUCUCUCCCGGGCCCUCCCCCCCCCUCUCUCCCGCCCCCCCCCCUUUUUCUCCCCCCCCCUCCCCCCCCUCCCUCACCCCCCCUCCUUCCCCCUCUCCCCCCAAAAACUCUCUCCCUAAACCCCCCUCCCCCCCUCUUCCCCCCCCCUUCCCCCCCUCUCUCCCCCUCUCUCUCCCCCCUCUCUACCCCCCCCUUCCCCCCUCUCCCUCCCCCCCCCCUCCCCCCCUUUUCCCCCCCCUUUUCCCCCCUCAUCUCUCCCGCUUUCCCCCCCUCUCCCCCCCCGCUUUCCACCCCCUCUCCCCCCGUCUCCCCUUCUCUCCCGCUUUCACCCCCCUUUUCCCCCCCCCUUUUUCCCCCCCCCCUCCUCCCCCCCGUUCCCCCCCCCAUCUCUCCCGCCCAUCUUCCCCCUCCCCCUCUUUUUUGUAUUUUUGUAAAAUGUUGUGUGUAUUAUAAAAGAAAGGUUUUUUUAGUGUAAGGGUUUGGGGUGUAUUAAAAGUAGACGGGGUAAAAAGUAAAGAUGUUGUUAUUUUGUAGCGGUUUUAGUUAAUGAUGUUGUUGGAUUUAGUAGACCGUGUGGUGGGAAAGAAAGUUGUGUAUUAUAGUAGCGGGUUGGGAGUGGGAAAGAUGUUUGUUUAUUUUGAAGACGGGGUAGUGUAGAUGAGGGUAUUUAGUAGGGCGGUUGUAGUGUAAUAAAGUUGGGGUUUUAUUAUAGUAGACGGGUUUUUAGUGUAAAGAUGAUGGUAUUAUAGUAGACGGUGUUGGGAAAGAUUUUGUGUAUUAAGAGACUGGGUAGUGGGAAUGAUUUUUUGGUUUUUAUUAUAUUUGACGGUUUUAGUGUAAGAUUUUUUUGUUAAAAAUAGACCGGUUUUAGUGUAAUUUUAUGUGUGUAUUAUUAGCCCGGUUUUUAGUGUAAAAGAAAUUUUUUUUAUUAUAGUAGACGGUGGUUGGGGUUAUUUUAAAGUUGUGUGUAAAUUUUCGCCGGGUUUUAGUGUAAUGGUGUUGUGUGUAAAAGGAAAGGUGUAGGGUAAAUGUUUUGGUGUAAAUUUUAGAGGGCGGGUGUAGUGUAAUUAUUUUUUGUAUUUAGUAAAGGUUUUAGUGUAAUAAUGGUUUUUUUGUAUUAUAUAAAAAUUUUAGGGUAAUGGUUGUGUAUUUUUAGUAGAUGGUUUUUGUGUAAAGAUGUUUGUUUAUUAAGUAGACGGUUUUUGUGUAAUGAUGUUGGGAUUUAGUAGACGGUUUUUGUGUAUUUUUGAAAAUUUGUAUUAUGUCGACGGGGGGGGUAGUGUAAAGAAUUUUUUGUAUUUUUAGUAGACUUGUAAAGGGAAUGAUGUUGUGUGAUUUUAUUUGACCCGGGGUGUUUUAAUGAUUUUUUUUAUUAUUUGUAAAAGUGUAGUUUUUUUUGUUUGUAUUUUAUUUGACGGGUUUUUUUAAGUGUAAGGAGGGGGUGUGUAUUAUAGUAGAAAGGUGGUUAAGGAAAAAUUUUGUUAUUUAUAGUAACGGGUAAUGUAAUGAUGUGUGUAUUAUAGUAGACGGUGUAUGUUUAAAGAUGUUGGUUUAAGUGACCCGGGGUUGUGUAAUGAUGAUGGGGUGGAUUAUGUAGGGCGGGGUUUUUGUGAAUGAGGUUGUGUGUGGAUAUAGACGGUUUUUGGGGUGUAAAGGAGUGUGUGGGAUUAUAGUAGACGGUGCAUGUAAUGAUUUUGUGUAUUAAGACCCGGGGUAGUGGUAAAGGGGUGGGUAUUAUGAGACGGUUUUUUGUAUGAAAGGGGUUUUAUUGGGAGUAGCGGUUUGGGGUAAUGAUGUGUGUUUAUAGUAAAAACGGUUUUAGGGUUAAGUGUUGUGUGUUUUAUAUAGACAGGUAAAUGUAAUUAUGUUUUGGGGUUAUUUUAGUAGACAGGAUGUUAAGGGUUUUUUGGGGUAUUAUAGUAACGGUGUAGUGUAAUGAUGUUUUUGUUUAAGUAAGGGGGGCCCGGGUGUAGUGUAAAAGAGGGGGGGGGUAGCAGUAAAAAAGGUGUAGUUUUAAUGAUGGUUUGUGUGUAUUAAGUAGACGGGGUAGUGUAAUAAAAGUUUUGUAUUUAGUAGACGGUUUUAGUUUAGUGGUUUUUGUAUUGCCCCGUAGAAGGUUUUUAGUGUAAAGUUUUUUGUUUGUAUUAUAGUUUGAAAAGGUUUUUAUGUAAAUGAUGUGUUUAUUAUGUAGACGGGUUUUUUAAAUGUAAUGAUUGUGUAUUAUAGUAGACCCCUUUGGGAGUGUAAGGUUUUGUGAUUAUAGUAGACGAUGUGUGUAAGAUGUUUUGUUAUUAUAGGGCGGGUUUAGUGUAAUGAGGUUGGGUAUUAUAUUUGAACCCGGGGGGUUUGUGGUAAUGAUGGGUGUAUUAUAGUAGACUGGUUUUUGUGGAAGGAGUUGUGUUUUAUAAAAAUAAAAAUUUUUUAAAAUUAAAAAAAGACGGUGUGUUUUAAUGAUGGUUUUGUGUAUAAUAGUAGACGGUUUUAUUUUAAAAGAUGGGUUUUGGGUAUUAUAGUACGGUUUUAGUGUUUAAAAUGAUGUGUAAAUUAAUUUGUAGGCGGGGUAGUGAAUGAUGUUUUGGAUUAUAUUGAACCUUUGUAGUGUAAUGAGGGUUUGUUAUUUUAAAUAAGGCUUGUUUUGUAAUGAAUUUUUGGGGUAUUAAGUAGAAGGUUUUUGUUUAAUGAUGUUUUUGUGGAAAUUUUAGGAGACGGGUUAGGUAAUUUUUGUUGUGUUUUAUUUUAGGAGACUUUUUUUUUGUGGGUAGGGAAUUUUUUGUGUAUUUUAUUAGACCGGUUUUAAGGGGAAUGAGGUUUUGGUUUUUUAUUUUAAAAGGAGGGGGUUUUUUGUAUUUUGUAAUGAGUUGUGUUAUUAAAUUUGCCCCGGGGUUUUUUUAUUUUAAAGAUUUUUUGUAUUAUAGUAGACGGUUGGUUUUAAUGAUGUUUUUUUUGUUUUAUAGGAGACAGUGGGAGUGUAAUGAUGUUGUGGGAUUAAAAAGAGGCUGUGUUGUGUAAUUAUGUUGGGGGGUUAUAAGUAGACGAUUUUUAGUUUUUAAUAAUGUUUGUUGUAUAAAGUGAAAGGGGAAAGGGGGUAAAGAUGUUGUGUAUUUUUUAGUAGACUUAGUUUUAAUGAUGUUUGUGUUUUUGAAUUUUUGUAGGGGGGCCUUGUUUUUUUUUAAAUUAUGGGUUUUGUGUAAAUUUAGUAACAGUUUUAUUAAUGAUUUUGGGGGAAAUUUUAGGGAGACCCCCGGUUUUUAGUUGUUUUUUUGGGGUUAAAAAGGGGUUUUGUAUUUUAGUAGGUGGUGUUAGGUAAUGAUGUUGUGUAUUAUAGUAAAGGGCGGUAGUGUAAUGUUUUGGGUAUUAUUGGUUUUGGAAAGGUUUUUAUUUAAUGAUGUUUUGUGUAUUAUGUGAGGGGUUUUUUAGGUAAUGAUGUGUGUAAAAUUUUUGGAAAAGGUGUUAGUGUAAGAUGUUUGUGUGUAUUAUUUUUGACGGUGUUUGUGGUAAAGAUGUUGUGAUUUAGUAGACGGGUUUUUAGUGUUGAUUUUUGGUUUUAUAGUAGAAGAUUUUAGUUAAUGAUGUUUGGGGAUUAAGGGGCCCGGGGUAAAGGGAAUGAGUUGUGUUUUUUUAUAGAAAACGGUUUUUUUGGUAAUGAUGGUUUUGUUUUAUUAUAGUAACGGGUAGUGUAAUUUGGUGUAGUUAGUAGACGGUUGUUUUUGUGUAAUUAAAGUUGGGGGGAAAUUUUAGUAAAACGGGGGUUUUUUUUUGUGUAAUUAUGUUGUGUAUUUAGUUUACGGUUUUUAGGUAAUGAAGUUUUGUUUUGUUUUAAGUAGACGGUUGUAAGUAAUGAUGUUUGGGGAUUAUGAACGGUUUUAGGGUAAAAGAUGUUUGGGUGUAAUUUUAGUAAUUGUUUUUUAGUUUUAAAGAGUUGUGUAUUUUUAGUAACGGUUUUUAGGGAAAAGAUGUUUUGUAUUAUAGUUUUACGGGUUUUAUGUAAAGAUGUUGUUUUGUUUAUAGUAAAAAGGGUUUAUGUAAGGUGUUGGGGUAUAUUUGUAGGGGCGGGUGUUUAAAGUAAAGAUGUUGGGGUUUUAUUUUUAUAACGGUGUGUGGUAUGAAAGUUUUUGUUUAUAGUAGACUUUUUGUGUGUAAUAUGUUGUUAUUUUAAAUAGGGUUUUUAGGUAAAAUUUUUGUGUUUUAUUAAUUUGACGGUUAGUGUUUAAGGGUGUUUUUGUAUUCGUAGACGGUUUUUUUGUUUAAAAAUGUUGUUGUGAAAUUUUAGUAGACGGUGGUAUUUUAAUUAAGGGUUUUUGUUAUUAUAGUAGGGCGUUUUAGUGUAAUGAUGAGUGUGAUUUUUAGACCCGGGGGGGUAGUGUAAAUUUGUUUGGGUUUUUAUUAUAUUGCCCGGUUUUUUGUGUUUGAUGGUUUUGUUUAUAGUAACGGGGUUUUUUAAGUGUAAUGUGUUGUGUAUUAUGUAGACCCGGGGAAUUAUGUUUGGGGUAUUUUAGUAGCCCCCGUGUGUUUUGAUGUUUUUUAUUAUAUUUGACGGUGUGUGUAAUGAUGUUUUGUGUAAAGUAAAACUGGGGGUAGUGUAAUUUGGUUGUGUAUUAUGUAGACGUUUUUUUGUGUGAUGUUGGGGUUUUUAUAGUAGAUGUUUUUGUGUAAUGAUGUUGUGGGGAUUUAAAUUAAGACCCCCUUUUUUAGGGUAAUGAUGUUGGGUGUUUAAGUAGGGCCGGGGGGUGUUUAAAGAUGUUUUUGUAUUAAGUAGACGGUUGGUUUUUUUUAAUGAUUUUUGGGGUUUAUGUGACGGUGUAUUUUAAUGAUUUUGUGUGUAUUAUGUAACAGUGGGAAAAUUUUUUAAAGAAUUUUUGUGUAUUUGUCCGGGCUUGUUUGUAUGAAUGUUUUUUGUAAAUUUAGUAACGGUGUAGUUUUUUAAUGAUGUUGUGUUUUAUUAGUAAAGGGUGUAGUGUAAUAUUUUUGGGGUUUCCCAUAGUAGACGGUUUGUUUUAAUGUAAUUUUUGUGUGGGAUUAUAGAGACGGUUUUUAGUGGGAAAAUGUUGUGAUUAUGUGACCCGGGGUAGGUAAUGGGUAUGUUUGAAUUUUUAUUUGAAUUUAUUUAAAAAUUUUUUUUAAAUUUUUGAGUAACGGUUUUAGUGUAAAAGAAUUUGUUUUUUAUUUGAGACCCCGGGGUGUGUAAUGAUGUUGGUAUUUAGUAGAUGUGUAGGGUAAAGAUGUUGUGGUUUUUAUUUUGUAACGGGGUUUUUAGUGUUUAAAGAUUUGUUUUGUUAUAGUAGACGGUGUAGUGUAAUGAUGUUUGUUGUAUUAUAUGAAAGGGUAGGGGUUUAUGAUGUGGGUAUUAUGUAGACGGGUUUUAGGGGAAUUUUGGUUUUUGUUUUAUUUUAUUCCCGUUUAGUUAAUAUGAGUUUGUAUUUAGUAACUUGUAAUGAUGUUGUGUAAUAGUAACUUUAAUGUAAUUUUUUGUGUGUAUUCAAAUGACGGGGUAGGUAAUGAUGUUGGGGAUUAUAAAGGGGAGGCGGGUUUGUUUAAUGAUGGUUUUGUGUAUUUUUAAGACGGUUUUAGUUUAAUGAUGUUUGGGGGAUUAUAGUAGACAGUGUAGUGUCAAAGAGUUGUGUGUAUUUUUAGUAGACGGUGUAUUUUUAAAGAUUGGUGUAUUUAGUAAAGGGGUAAAUUUUAAAAGAUUUUUUGGGUUAUAGUAGACGGUGUAGUUUUUAAUUUAUGUUGUGUUUUUAUAGUAGACUGGUAGUGUAAGAUUUUUGUGAUUAAGUAACCUUUUUUUGUUUAGUGUAAAGAUGGGGUUUUUUGUAUUAUAGUAGACGGGUUUUUUAGUUUAAUAUGUUUUUGUGUUAAGUGACGGGUUAGGUAAAGAUGGGUUUUUGUAUUAAGGGAGACUUUUUAGUGUAAUGGUUUUUUGGUUUUUUAAUUAAAAAGGGUUUUAAACGGUUUUUUAGUUUUUUUAAUGAAAGUUUGGGGGUAUAUUGAGAAAGGUGUAUUUUUUAUUUAAGGUGGGGUUAAAUUUUGUAGACUUUUUUUAGGUUUUAAAAAUGUAUUUGGUAUUAUAGUAGACGGUUUUUAGUGUAAUGAUGUUGUUUUUUAUUUGUAAAACGGGGUUUUUAGUGUAAUAAUGUUGUGUGUAUUAUAGUAGACUUUUUUAGGGAAAGAUGUUGUGUUUAUAUAGAGGGUUUUUUAGUGUAAUAGGUUUUGUAUUUUUAGGGGACGGGUAUGUUUUAAAAAGGGUUUUGGGGAUUUAAAUUUAAAGGUUUUUUUAGGGUUUAAAGAUGGGUUUUUAUUAUAUUUGCGGUGUAGGUAAAAAAUGUUGUGUGGAUUAAGUAACGGGUAAAUGGGAAUUUAUGUUUUUUUAUAGUAGACGGGUUUUUAUUUUAAAAUGUUGUUUUUGUAUUAAGUUUGACGGGUGUAUUUUUAUGUUGGGUUUUGUAUUUUAGUUUGCCGGUUUUAGUGUAAUAUUUGUUUAUUAUAUUAGAAGGUGUAGUGUUUAAAAAUGUUGUGUGUAAAUUUGUAGACGGGGUUUUUAAAGUUUAAUGAUGUUUGUGUAUUUAGUAGAAAGGUUUGUAUGUAAAGUGUUGUGUAUUAGAACGGGGUAGGGGAAAGAUGUUUUGGGAUUUAUAGUGGCCGGGGUUUUAUGUAAUGGGGUUGUGGGAUUAAGUAGACGUGUAGUGUAAUUUAUGUUUGUUUUUUUUUUGAUAUUUUUGACCCGGGGUUUUGUGUAAAGAUGUUGUGUUUUUUGGAGACCCGGUUUUUAAAAAUAAUGAAAGUUUUGGGAUUAUGUAGACGGUUUUUUUAGGGGUAAUGUGUUUGUUUUUAUAGUAACGGUUUUAAGGGGGAAAGAUUUGGGGUGUAUUAUAGGGAGACCCGGGGUAGUGUAAUGAUGUUUGUGUUUUUUAUUUUAGUAAGGGCGGUUUAUUUGUUUUAAUGGAAUUUUUGUGUGUAUUAUUUUUUGACCGGGGUUGGUUUUGUAUUAUGGGGGUUGUGUCUUUUGUAUUCUGUAAAUUGGGAAUGUGUUGUUUUAUAGUAGACGGGGGGUAGGGGGUAAUAAAUUUUUUGUGUAUUAUAGUAGACGGGGUAGGUAAUGAUGUUGUGUAUUAUUUGGAGACGGUUUUUGGGGGUAAAAAAUGUUGGGGGUGUAUUAUGUAGAAAGGUGUGUUUUAAUGAUGUGUGUAAAUUUUAGUUUGACGGGGUUUUUAGUGUAAUAUGAAAGUGUGGAUUAAUUUUUGUAGGCUUUUGUGUUUAAAAUGGUUUUGAUUAUAGAGAAGGGUUUUAUUUUAAUGUGUUGUUUAUUUUUGACGGAUUGGGGGUGAUGUUGUGUAUUUUAUAGACGGUUUUUUAGGGUAAUGGGGUGUUUUUUAUGUUUGACAGUGUAGUGUAAAGAAUGUUUUUGGGUAUUUUUUAAAGGGUGUAUUUUUUCAUUAAAAUUUGUGUAUUUCUGUAGGGCCGGUUUUGUGGUAAUGAUGUUUUGGAUUAUUUAGACGGUUUUAGUGAAAGAUGGUUUUUAUUAUAGUUUUAAAGGUUUAGUGUAAUGAUUUUUUUGGUAUUUAAAUAGCCGGGUUUUUAGUGUAAUGAAUUUUUGUAUUUAUAUUUGACGGUUGUAUUGUUUAUUAAAGUUUGUAUUUUUAGUUAAAAACGGUUUUUAAAUGUAAUGUUUUGUGUAUUAUAGUAAACGGGGUGUGUAAAAGAUGUUGGUAUUUUUGUAACAGGUAGUGUAAUGAGUUUGUGUAAAUUUUAGUAGCGGGGUUUUGUGUAAUGAUGUUGUGUAUUAUAGUAGACGGUGUAGUGUAAUGAUGUUGUGUAUUAUAGUAGACGGUGUAGUGUAAUGAUGUUGUGUGUAUUAUAGUAGACGGUGUAGUGUAAUGAUGUUGUAAUAGGUUUGUGUAGUUAAUGACGGUGUGUGUAAUGAUGUUGUUGUAUUAUAGUAGACGGUGUAGUGUAAUGAUGUUGUGUAUUAUAGUAGACGGCAGUGGCGGCUCCUGAAAAAAUUCUCAGGGGGGGGCAAUUUUUCUGAUGAUUUAGGUGACCUACACACAUUUUAAAAAAGAUAUGUCCAGCAACAACAUGAAGACAGGGGCAGCAUAUAAGUCAAUACCAGAAGCAUUUAUUGACUGAUCUCAAAAGUGUUGGCUUACCAGGGUUGGGUGGAGCCCUCAGUUUCAUCUUUGCCUCGCAAAGCUAACUCAAACACUCCGCAAAACUUCACACACUGGAUUAGCCGGCUGAGGAUGUGGCGGUUCUUGCUAAUGUCGUAGUAAAUAUAUUUGUUAUAGUGAAUAUGGAAUAUGAUAUGUUGAGUAAAAUGUUGUGCUAAGAUCUAUUUAGGUCAGGAGCUGGUUAUAAGUUAUGUUCCUAUCCAAUAACAAUGGACAAAAGGGUCCUAUCUUGUCAGCCUUGUCAGUUUCAGUUCUCCAGUAAACUUGUGAUUAUCAACACUAACCUCAUCGUUGUGGCGGCGGACAGCUAGCCUGUAUCCCUCAUCCAGUUGAGUGGGAAUGUUCACUCUCCCCAAAGCAGACAAUCUCAAACAGCUAUCCAUGUGGGUCUUUGACAGCUCAUGUUUCUUAAUCUUUCCUGAAAGAUGGUGCAUGUCCGUUACACACCAGUCGCUGUCCAAGCGGUGCUGUCUGCCGUGCCGCCUUCAGGGUGAAAGAGUAAGCAGGGGGUAGCAGAAGACUGCAUUAGCUACAUCGCAGCCUGCUAGCCAGGUUUUUCGUUCGUACCAAUUUUUGGAAAAUCCUCGGGUGUAGGACUUCCCCCCUUUAGUAGAAACCUGUUGAAUUAUUAAAUUUGGUCUGGGAGGUCCUAAUUGUUUCGUUGCCAAUUUAUCUUCAUUUGUUCGCCGACAAAAAGGAACUUCUUUCAAAGACACAAUCGAGUUGGACUGAAGCCUAGCCAUUUUGAUAGUAGUAGUGAAUUGAUUGAGGCUGCUACCCGCUCUUUUCUUAGUUACGUUCAUGGUUAUGUUACGUAUGACGAAAGCGCGUAAGUGCAAGCCCUCAGAAACCCAUAGAGAUUGUAUUGAAAGCUCUGAUAUUUGAAAAAAAUAGAUUUUACAUGGGAGUCUAUGACAGACUUCUGGGCGAUUUUCAACCUGACUGAAAUCGCCCCAAAAGGGGGGGGGGGGCAUUUGAAGCACGACUUUAGCCUGAUUGGACAUUUAGUGGCACUGUGGCAGAUCAGACGUCUAGAUUACAACACUGAUAACUACUGUUGCCGUGAUAUAAUUGAUUAGAAAAAAAAUCCCUUCCUUUUCCCGUUUGGCAGUGCGUCGCCCAUAUCGCCCUAUUGAACACACCGCCCCUGGUAGACGGUGUAGUGUAAUGAUGUUGUGUGUAUUAUAGUAGACGGUGUAGUGUAAUGAUGUUGUGUAUUAUAGUAGACGGUGUAGUGUAAUGAUGUUGUGUGUAUUAUAGUAGACGGUGUGGAGAGUGAUCCAGGAUGCCUGGUUCUGGACAGUGACUUCCUGCUUAGUGGAGAGCUCUGUGAGUUUGGAGACACAGAGAUCAUGGGACUGGACAGAGACACAGGUCAGAUACACACCCACACGCACGGAUUUCCGAGUCCUUGACUAAAUGCUGUUGUAUCCCCCCUCUCUAACCCCCCCCCCCCCCUCGCUCUCCCUCUACAAGGUAUGACGGAGUUCUCUCUGAGUGAUGACAGCUCCAGCAGCCUUCCAGCUCCGGAUGACUCCACCUUCCCAGCCUUCCUCUCCUGUAAGGGGUGUGGUCAACUGAUUGGGGCCGACCUUGACCUAGGAGCGGGACUACACUUGGGGGCGGGACUCUACUGCACGACCUGUGAGGAGGGGGUCCAAUCAGAAUCGCACACAGCCUUGGCGGACACCUCACAAGGGGAGGAGUCAACCCCAGCCGUCCAAUCCCACGGGAGGAAAGACAGGAAGAGGAGUAAGGCGGGUGAUGAAGAAGCCUGUAUGAAGCUGAACGCGUGCUCUCUGUGUAGUUUCUCCUCUCGCUACUCCAACCAUCUAAAACGCCACAUGAGGACCCAUGAUGGAGAGAAGCCCUACCACUGUCCCCACUGCCCCUACGCCUCUACACAGAGGGUCAACAUGCAGAGACACACACGCACACACACCGGGGAGAAGCCCUACCUCUGCAACGCUUGCAGCUACGCCUGUAGUUCCCUGGGGAACCUGCGGAGGCACCAGCGCUCACACAGCCAGGAGCCCCGGCCGCAACGCACACACACGCUGACGAGACGCAGCAGACGGAAACACACACACCGGGAUAACGGUGAAGGUAAGGGUACACAGUCAGUACAAACACACACCGGUCCGGUAUGGCUCAUUUGGUAGAGCAUACGUUAAAUGUAUGCACGCAUGACUGGAAGUCGUUUUUUUGAGCAAAAGUAUGUGGACACCUGCUCGUCAAACAUCUCAUUCCAAAAUCAUGGGCAUUAAAUAUGGAGUUGGUCCCCCCCCCUUUGCUGCUAUAACAGCCUCCACUCUUCUGGGAAGGCUUUCCACUAGAUGUUGGAACAUUGCUGCAGGGACUUGCUUCCAUUCAGCGACAAGAGCAUUAGUGAGGUCGGGCACUGAUGUUGAGGGGAUUAGGCCUGGCUCGCAGUCGGUAUUCCAAUUCAUCCCAAAGGUUUUCGAUGGGGUUGACGUCAGGGCUCUGUGCAGGCCAGUCAAUUUCUUCCAUACCGAUCUCGACAAACCAUUUCUGUAUGGAGCUCGCUUUGUGCACGGGGGCAUUGUCAUGCUGAAACAGGGAAGGGCCUUCCCCAAACCUUUGCCACAAAGUCCGAAGCACAAAAUUGUCUAGAAUGUCAUUGUAUUCUGUAGCGUAAAAAUUUCCCUUCACUGGAACUUUGCUUAUUUGAGCUGUUCUUGCCAUAAUAUGGACUUGGUCUUUUACCAAAUAGGGCUAUCUUCUGUAUACCAACCCUACCUUGUCACAACACAACUGAUUGGCUCAAACACAUUAAGAAGGAAAGAAAUUCCACAAAUUAACUUUUAACAAGGCACACCUGAAGCUGGUUGAGAGAAUGCCAAGAGUGUGCAAAGCUGUCAUGAAGGCAAAGGGUGGCUACUUUGAAGAAUCUAAAAAAUUAAAUAUAUUUUGAUUUGUUUAACAAUUUUUUGGUUACUACAUGAAUCCAUAUGUGUUAUUUCAUAGUUUUGAUGUCUUCAAUAUUAUUCUACAAUGUAGAAAAUAGUACAAAUAAAAGCAAAAACCCUGGAAUGAGUACUUUUGACUGGUACUGUACACACACACCUGCUCAACACAUUUACCCAAACAGCGUUGAAGGUACUCACUCAUACUCUGAGUGAUAUGUUAGAGAAUAGAGGAUGGUUUUAGUGAGAACAUUAUGUCGAGUGGCGCAGUGGUCUAAGGCACUGCAUCGCAGUGCUAGCUGUGCCACUAGAGAUCCUGGUUCGAAUCCAGGCUCUGUCGUAGCCGGCCGCGACCGGGAGACCCAUGGGGCAGCGCACAAUUGGCCCAGCGUCGUCCAGGGUAGGGGAGGGAAUGGCCGGCAGGGAUGUAGCUCAGUUGGUAGAGCAUGGCGUUUGCAAUGCCAGGGUUGUGGGUUCGAUUCCCAGGGGGGGCCAGUAUGAAAAAAAUAAAAAAUAAAAUAAUGUAUGCACUCACUAACUGUAAGUCGCUCUGGAUAAGAGCGUCUGCUAAAUGACUAAAAUGUAAUGUAAAAUGUCUGUAGUACACAGCUCCGAGUGAAAGGAGAAGUGUUGGUUAACUUCCUGAAACUGUUAUAAAAGAGGAAGAACCUGUUUGGUUGGCUGGUUACGGAACUAACGGUCAUUGGGUUGUGUAUAGGGGUGUAAAGUUUCCACUCUGAUGCUGCAUUUGUAGCCAUGUGGGAGGUGGGAAUUUACCAGUUGUGAAGUCAUAAAUACCAGUUGGAUGCAUUCAUGUGAUUUGAACUCGUUGAGAAAUGCAGAUUGACUAAUGGCCAACAAGCUGUGUCAACCAUGAACUAAAAGUACAGCCAUCAUGCUUGUAAACAAAUUAUAGUGUUCAAAAACCAUAUUAAUAUAUUGCUUUUUAUAAAUAAUGCUUUGUUACAUUUAACUGCCUAAAUAAAUAAUAAAUAAAUAAAAAUGUUGUUAUAGAGGCCAUUUCCUUAGUAGAUGACCAAGGUCCCAGCUCAGCUGGUAGAGCACGGCGCUUGUAACGCCAAGGUAGUGGGUUCGAUCCCCGGGACCACCCAUACACAAACAUGUAUGCACGCAUGACUGUAAGUCGCUUUGGAUAAAAGCGUCUGCUAAAUGGCAUAUUAUAUUAUUAUUAUUAUAUUACUGAACAGUCCGUCACACCCCUAGUUGUGUGUUAAUGUGUGUGUAAUGUUCUCUCCUCCAGAUGCCGUGGUGUCAGACCUGACCGUGUGUGUGAGGGAGGAUUCUGAUUUCCUCCAGACCCCACUCCUCCCCCGUCUCCCCCCCUCCGCCCCCCUCCCUGACCUCCUCUUCCCCCUCUGCUGUCGAUCCUGCGGCCUCACCCUGGAGGGAGAAGGGGGAGAGACAGAGGGGGAGGGCGGAGGGCUGGUGUGUAAUCAAUGUUCUGAGUCACUCAUCUCCAAGAAACCAGGCUCCCCCAGCCCCAGCCCCACUGACACACCCAGUAACACACUCCAGCCAGGAGCCAGUAAACUGUACCGCUGCCCUCUCUGCCCCUUCCUCUCCCUCUACCCCAACCACCUGGCUCGACACGCCCACACCCACAGCGGGGAGAAACCCCACCGCUGCCCGCAGUGCUCCUACGCCUCGGCCCACCUGGACAACCUUAAACGCCACCUCCGGGUCCACACAGGGGAGAAGCCCUACCGCUGUGCCCAGUGCGCGUACGCCUGCGGGAACCUGGCCAACCUGAGGCGCCACGAGAGGAUUCACUCUGGAGCCAAGCCGUUCCACUGCUCUGUGUGCGGCUACAGCUGUAACCAGAGCAUGAACCUGAAGAGACACAUGCUGAGACACACGGGGGAGAAGCCUUACGGCUGUGCUGAGUGUGAUUACACCACGGGACACUGGGACAACUACAAACGCCACCAGAGGAAACACGGACACAACGCCGACAGCUGGGAUAAACACACACACCAGGACACUACUGCAGCAGACUGCGAGGACUGGAACACACAGGAGAAAACUGACACACCACCACAUUCCACAGACCAACACUGGGUUCAAGAGACAGGGAGCCAUAGCCAGAGAGAGGGAGAGAUGUAG